This is a messenger RNA of Diceros bicornis minor, 947 nucleotides long. RefSeq names its product olfactory receptor 2B11-like. Bases 1 to 939 code for a protein of 312 amino acids. The transcript has a single exon. Gene Ontology annotation, molecular function: G protein-coupled receptor activity; olfactory receptor activity. The record is from RefSeq and is a predicted model, not a curated record. Gene Ontology annotation, biological process: G protein-coupled receptor signaling pathway. Gene Ontology annotation, cellular component: membrane. NCBI's taxonomy places the organism in Eukaryota, Metazoa, Chordata, Mammalia, Perissodactyla, Rhinocerotidae.
AUGGCACUAAAUAACAAAAGCCAUCCUAACGAGUUUAUUCUACUGGGCUUUGCUGACCGUCCUUGGCUAGAGCUUCCUCUCUUCGUGAUUCUUCUUAUAACAUACCCCAUGGCCAUGGUGGGAAACAUAGCCAUCAUUCUGGUGUCCAAGUUAGACCCCCGUCUCCACAGCUCCAUGUAUUUCUUCCUCACCAACCUCUCCUUUUUGGACAUGUGCUAUACCACAAGCAUUGUCCCUCAGAUUCUGUUUAACCUGGGAAGUGCUAAGAAGACAAUCAGCUAUACGGGGUAUGCAGUUCAACUUUAUUUCUUCCACAUAAUGGGGGGCACAGAAUGUCUGCUUUUGGCUAUUAUGUCUUUUGAUUGUUAUGUGGCCAUCUGCAAGCCUCUACACUACACCUUCAUCAUGAAUCAGCACAUCUGUACCAUAUUAGUGUCCACUGUGUGGCUGAGCCGAAUGAUCUAUGCUGUCUCAGAGGCCACUGUUACAUUACAGUUACCACUGUGUGGUCUCAAUAAACUGGAUCAUUUUGUGUGUGAGAUUCCUGUUCUAAUAAAGACUGCCUGUGGUGAAAAGGGUGCUAACGAGCUCAUACUCUCUGUGGUAUGUACUUUUAUGUUAGCUGUUCCUCUGUGCUUAAUUCUUGCUUCCUAUGCUUGUAUUGGGCAUGCUGUAUUUAAAAUUAAAUCUUUUGAGGGAAGGAAAAAAGCCUUUAGGACAUGUUCCUCCCAUCUCAUUGUCAUUUUCUUAUUUUAUGGUCCAGGCAUUAGCAUGUACCUUCAGCCCCCCUCCUCCAUCUCAAGGGACCAGCCAAAGUUCAUGGCUCUCUUCUAUGGAGUGGUGACUCCUACACUUAACCCUUUCAUCUACACCCUGAGGAAUAAGGAUGUAAAGGGGGCAUUAGGCAACCUGACAAGAAGCAUUUUCACUUCCAAGUGAUAGUUGGU